UUAUUAUUUUAAUUAUAUUAUUAUUUUUAUUAUUUUAAGACGGUAUGUUUACUCUUCCUCAUUGUCUCAUUAUUUCCUGUUUUAUUUUCUGGGUUUGUCUGGCUUCUGCAAUUUUCUUAUCAACAAUAUUUUGGGGUGUAAGAGUUUCUCCUACCCGAUUUUUCAAUGUCACUUUUCCGCACCUCACUUAGGACUGUUGAAUGUCCUGGUCCUUUAUUGCAAUCUCAUCACCCGUCACUAAUAUCUUUAUUCAUACGUUUACGUUAUUUUAAUAAUCUAAAACAUAAAAUAAAAUAUUUUAACUUUGCAUUAAAUAUUAUUUCAAAUAUUUCUUGAUGACAAAAAUAGAUUGGGGAAAGAAAUGAUAUUAAAAUGCAAGAAACCAUAAUAUUGAAAAUAAAUUUAGUUUCCUCUUUUAGUGACUAUUUGCAUGUAACAGAGUGAAUCGUUCAAAGUUUUCGUCACUUAGGCUACUCCUUCGCUGGCACAGAAUCAAUCCAGCGAAGCUAAGCGAUCUUUCAACUGCGAUAGACGACGAAAUUGUUUCGUAUAUUUGCACUUUGUGAUAUUUUGAAUUCAUGCGACGUUAUAGUCUCAGUUUUUCAACGAUUCUAAUUGUACAGUGUUACUAUCAUUGUCAAAACUCACUCGGUUUUCCCAUGAAUGAAAAGAAAUCGUCUAAUUCUACUAUAUCUUACACUUUGCAUUGCGAGAGUGAAGAGGAUUGAUUUCAUACACCUUUUAAAGUUUUCAGCACUAUUUCUUUGAUAUAAUUACGUCUAUCUUCCAUCUUGGUUACAAUCCACCGUAAUUUCCAUCUUGGAUGACUAACAAUCGCAAUUGUGUAAUCAGAUGUUCUCUAAGUCUUCGGUUUCCAAAAACUCGUAAAAAUGAGAAAAAUAAAACGCGUAGAUAAAUUGUAUAGUAGAAAAUAUAUUUUAAUACAGAAGUGUAAGUAUAAGUAGGAAUAUAAUUUGAGCCUGUCUACUGUUUAUGGUGUGUCUUCGUCCCAGUCUAUUGUCUAUACGCUGUGGAUAGCUUCAGUGCUUGAGAAAGCUAAAAAGACCAGAUGUAGAGGUUUCUUAGAAGUGGUGACCACUUCAACAUGUAUAAUUGUCUACGCCAUCGAUAUUUUGAAAACUAUGUUCUGUCUAUCUAAAAUCUAUGGAAAAAUAUCACCCAUAUAAGUUUUGUCAUCUUGCAAUUUAUCCAAAGCGUAUGCGAUUGGUCCAAAUAUUUAUUCUUAUCUAUAUAUCUUCGAUAAGCACCAGUUUACUCACACCGACACUCGAAAUGCAUCCCCAUACAAUCACAGAACCUCCUCCUCCGUGUUUUAAGGUAGGUUUUAAAUCUUUGGACUUCAAAACUUACUACUUACAUUCACUAUUCGCCAUACUAUACUCUUUUUCUAUCUGAAUCAAAAAUGCAUUAUUUACUCUCUUUGAAGUUUCUUCGUGAAUUCUUUAGCGAAAGUCAAUCCUUUUUCCUCUGUUUAUUUCGUUUAUAUACGGCUUUCUUCUUUCUAUUCGACCAUUAAAUCUUGUACUGUUUCUACACUGACUUGUUUCCUAGUUUCACGGCCAACCUCUUCUUCAACUCUCCAUAUUAUUAUUCUUUCCUCCUUUUCAUUAAUAAUUCGAGGUGGUUUUUUCUUAAAUUUGAUACAGUCUUCUUCUUUAUAUUUUUUAAUAAUAUUCGCAACUGUGCUCUUCUCCAUUAUUAACAAUUGUGCGAUUUCACGAUAAUUUUUACCUUUUUCUUUAUGAUAAAUAACAAGAUGUCUUUUAUCGAAACUACUAUUCUGUCCUUUAUGUGGCAUGUUAGAAUUCAGACACUAAUACUUCUCAAUAUAGCUUUGUACUGAGAUAGAAUUAUAUUGUAGCGGUUUGUAUGUAAACAAAUCUAUUUUGGACUUGGAAUGGUUUUUAAGAACUACUAAAAUACAGAACAUACCAUAGUGUACAAACAUUAAUGUGACGUGAAAAUGUGACAACUUUUUGUUUAAAAUGUGUUAUACUAUUAAAUGUUAUUGUUAGAAUGGAAUUGUUUAUAUAUUUUCAAUCUACAAUAAAUGGUUUAUCUUUAGUAAAAUAGACAAUAUAAUAUCUAAAUUAUUCUCUUACAAACAGCAAUUACAAAUAAAUACGCAAAUUAAAGAGUAACGAUAGUUAUCACUGAUAAAUAAUCUGGCAGACAUGAAAUAUUUACUUGAACAAAUUCUCUGUGUUCAUUGCUUCGGCUACUCUAUUUUACAAUUUGACUUUUCGAAAUUUGAAUAAACGUGGCGUACACGACACUUCAAUGAAUUAUCGAUGUAUACGUACCAAUCGAAUAUUUUACACUAUGUAUGUAUAAAAAAAGACAGUAUGAGAAGUUCAUCGUCGGAUGCGAUAAUGUUCAAGUAGUACACAAAAAAAUUUAUAUUACAUUGGGAGAAAAUAGUCUAACAAGGUUAUACUUUCCACAUAAUAGAAAAUUUCAAAGAUGACCGAAAAAUAUUCCGCCAUUGAGAGGGAAAUAUCGGAGAAAGAAAGUUCAAUUAAAAUUAGCAAUUCUGUUUUUCAGAGAUUAACGUCAGGUAGAUAGUUGAUAUUAUACGUAUAAAUAAUUCAUUUAAUUUUUAAGAAUUUCAUUUCAUACUUCAGUUUGUGUGUAUGUGGAAGAGAGAUGUACGCGCGUGUGAACUCUUUUUAUAUGUCAUAAUAACAUCAUAUUAUUAUCAUAUUAUUUUUAGAGUAAGGUUAAUUUUUAUUCUUUUCUAGUAUAAUUGUUCUAUUAUAAUUGUUUUCUAGUAAAAUUGUUGUUAUUAGAGAUCAAAUGUGUACAUUUAUAGCAAGCUGUUUGCUAUAUACACAUUUAAGGAAACAAACUAUUUGUUAGUUUAAUUAUACAUUAUAAUAUGUUAGAUAUAGUAUAAUUAUAUUAGUAUUAUUUAAAAAUGUAUAGUGCAAACUAUAAAUUAUAAUAUAGUUAAUAUAUCAAUAUAUUAUUUUUCUUUGUUUUCUUCUAUUCGCGUACGAAUAAAGAAAUAAAUCACAUCACGUGUGUAUUACAUUUUAUUUUUUUAUACAAUAUUUGUAUAUGUUAUGUAUAAACAAUUCAAGUAUAUUGUAUGCGUAAUUUGAAAUAUAUGAAAGGAAAACGAUUAUAAUCAUAAAAUAGCUAGAAUGAAAUUUUGAAGAAAUUGCUCUAACUAAUUAAUUACAGUAUUGUUUUAUCAAUCGAACGUCAUCUUAUAUCAUUCAAUUGAUCGGUCGUCACUCUCGCCACUUCCCCAAAGAUUAGUACGACACACUGGGAAGCUUGGCUCAGUAGUAUGAAUAUCCUAAUCUGAACUUGGAUUUCAAUGAGUGACAGUAAUAAUAUGAUGAAACUUUUUAUUUUUAACCUUUUUCCAAUUAAAAUUUUACUAACGAAUUUAUGGAAUUUUUUGGGUUAAAAUUAGAAUGUGUGGUUAAAUUAGAAUAUAUUUUAGAUCACAUUCAAAUACACAUUUAAUAGGCGAAAGAAAAUAGGCGGAUGUAAUUAAAUCAGCGAAUAUGUCGCAGAUUGUAUCGUGGUUUGGUCUUGUUUUAAUCAUAAAAAUCUCAUUACAUUGGUAAAAGUCUCACUAAAAAAGAAAAAGAAAAUUAAAAAUAUAAAGGCUUCAUUGUUAUUUUGGCAUUGUGUUACCGAGAUAUAUUUUGGAUUAAGCCGACUUUCUAAUUUUUGUUUCUUCACUCGCGGUUUCUUUCCCUACGUUCAGCGAGAUGGUGAACCGUAAUACGAUAAUUCGUCACUGAGAGGGAUCAAUUAAUGAGACAGUAGCGUAUUUAACAAAUGAAUAUGUUCAAUAAAACAAAUAAAUUUCAAGGUAUUGUCAAUGAAGAAAUCUGUACAACUGAUGAAAAAUGCUGGCUCGAUAAAUUAGUUGCUGUCGAUAAGGAUCAUACCAGAGAAGCUGGUUUACAUAUAAAUGAAAUUGAAAGACUUUUAAACGACAUUGAUACAUAUACACGCACAAAACCUCGACGCGGUUGUCCCGUUGAUUCUGUUAAAGUAAGUCUUUCAUACAAUAUUUCGAAGCAAGAGGUUAGAGCAGUUGAAAGAACAGAAUUAUUCCAACAGUCGACGAGGAACUUUCAGAGAGCUGAAAAAAUUAAAGUAAAGUGUCACUUGGACGUAUUGUUACUUGGGUGUGCAGUGCGCGUGUCAGAUUGUUUAAAAGCAAAUAAGGGAAAUACGUUAACUUGUGAAAUAGAAGUAGAAAGCUUUAAAAAGUGCAUCGAUAAAUCAUUGCAUGCUGCUGUUGAUAGAAAUAUGAAAGGUGUACGUAGAAGCAAGAAAGGAAGUUACUUAGAAGCAUUUGAAAGGAAAUAUCAGUUUUGAUUCUUUAAAAUAAAUAUAAAAACUUGAAUAUCACACAUCGUACGUACAAUAUUAUUAAGUUUACCAAGAAAUUUUUUAUGAAAUUGAAGUAUAUUAUAAAACAAAUAACAAUAGGUAAAUAUUUGCUAACAGCACAUAUGUAUAUUAUAAGCAAAUUAUUUAUGUAUUUCAGAUCGACACCGAAGUUAAAUAAGAUGGUUUCUAUUUUCUGUUGAGAGAAAUUUUUUGUUAAUAAGAGAUUAAUAUAUAUGACAAACAAAUUCAAUUCUAGGACCGAAAAGCGCGUGCAUAGAACUUUGAAGUUUAAUAUGUACCAAAUACAUAAGUGGUAAAAGAAGUUAUUCAGCUUUACUUAGUUUUUCUUUCUUUCUUUUAUCUGUUGGUAGACACAAGAUUUGGCAAAUAAAUUUUUUUUUGAAAUAAUAAUUAUGUAUAUAAAUGGUAUUUCAAAUACAUAUUUCAAUAUUAACUCAUACAAAUUAUUAUGAAAUGAGUGUUUCAUUGAAAUAUAAGAUAAAAGUAUUUCAAAUAAUAAUAUUUCCAUCAAUUUCUAUUUCAAAUAAUACUGUAUCAAAUAGUAAUACUGCUAUUUUUACUUAAGUAAUACUGUUUCGACCGUUCGCGGAGAGACGCGAUUGCGAGAAAGCACGUCAACGAGAGUCGUAAAUUCCCGUUAGGAUUAAAUAAUCGACGCCACGAACUGAUCGAUCUCCUUAUUUCUGUUAGGUUAAUAUGGGGUGCUUCAAUUGAGUUUACACUGAUUUGACAGGUAUAAAUUAAUGUUUAUACCAACAACUUCUUGACUAGAGAGAUAUAAAUUGAUAAGAUAUAAUUAAAUUUCAAUUGAUAGACAAAGUGUGGAGUACGCGACGUAAGCUUAGAUGAGAACGGUUCGAGAUAUGUAUUAAAACUGACUUUCUGUGAAGAUGAUGCUGCAGAGGAAACUUGGGUGGGUCUAAGGACACGAAAAGAGCUGAUUUGUUAAGGACAAGUUUUCGGUGCUAGAGUGAGGGAAUAGAUUUUGCUGUUAAUUGGUCAUUUGACAAGUUGGUGGGUGAGGAAGAGUACUAAGGCCCCCGAGAGAAAGUUGGUAGUGGGAAGCAUCAUACGCGAGAAAAGCCAACUUUCCUGUAAAGUAAAAGGAUAUUUGUUUAUCAAAGGAUAUUGUUGUUUAGAAAAUUCCUGAGAUUUAGGGAGGGUACGCAGUAAGGAUGUAUAGACAUCUGGCUGCCGUCUUGCCCGCUGUGUGUGGCCUGGUCAAUGCAGAGAAUCACCAGACGUAACAUCCUCCCCCGAGGAGAGGGUACCGAUCAAAGUUAGCGAGGUGUGGUGUUGUUUGAAUUCUCAUCCUAUUUCGUCCCGGUCGUUUGUUAUUCGGAUUUCUCGAGAUCGGGUUGAUUCGGCAGUGGAACAAGCCUUUUGACGCUCCGAUCCAAAAUGCUCUUUGCCGUCUGAACUAUAGCUGUCCGGAUGAUACCAUCGGCACCUGGCUGGAUCUUGAUAACUCGACCCAGAGGCCACUGCAUUGAGAGCACGUUGUCCUCUCUGUUGCCAUCGAGAAAGACGGUUGGAUGGAGUGUUCUUGAAAUCUCGCUCAGACAAACUCAUUAGUGAAUCAUUAGGAAAUUCAUUGUUUGCGCCGAUAAGGUUUGUGCCGUUAUCGGAGUGGAUGGUCGAGCAAAACCUUCGCCGAGCGAUGAAGGUUUCGCUCGUGAGAUCUCCAACGAGCUCAAUGUGCGCCGCCUUAACUGCUAGGCAUAAAAAGAUGGCCACGUAUACCUUGAUCUGACGGCGGUUACGAUUUCGUUUCUCCUUGAUGUGGAAUGGCCCACAAUAAUCGACGCCGAGGUUUGUGGAUGGGCGAGAUUCCGUUACUCCGGCAAAUCCCCCAUUAUGUAAUCCACCCGUGGUGGUUGAGCGUGACAGCAACGGACGCAGCCUCUUAUGGUACACCAGACUUGACUUCGGCCGCCGACAGGCCAGUAUUGUUGUCCUACUACAUAUAACGUGGCCUGCGUGUCGGAGUGCACGUGGGCCUUGUGUUCAUGUUCGAUAAUGCUUUCUGUGAUAAUGCGACUGAUGAUUUAGGUACUAUUAUAGGAUGUUUUUGGGUAAAGAUCACUGACUAAGUCGGCCACCAAAUCGCAAUAUUCCUUCCUUGUCUAUGAAGGGGUUGAGUCGCGUGAGUUUCCCUUUUACUGCCGUGUUUCGAUCCUUUCGGAGUGUACGCAUUUCCCCGGAAGAAUGGAUGUUCUGUAAUAAUUUUAUUAGCUUAUCGUGUGUUAGGUUCAAUUCGGUUACAGUUAAGGGCGUCGCUCGGUUUUGUUUUUGUUUACAACGGAGGCAACGAGCGAUGAUUCGUAUCAACUUGGGCCACGGCGAGUAUAAUGGGCGGGAGUUGCGGACGGACAAAUGACCCUCUUCUGUUCCGGUAAUUCGAUUUGUGGUGUUGAUAUGUAUAUCUAGCAGCAGUCUUCAGACCAGUGGAGCUACUCAGGACCGUGCUUCCAAAUGGUCGGGCGUAGAAACUCUUCGGGCAUUCUUAGAUCCGCGGGAUUGUCGUUGGUGGGAACAUGACACCAAUCACGGAUACUGGUUUUUUUUUUGGAUUUCGGAAACUAUGUUGGCGACAAAUGUUUUGAAUCUUUCCAUGCGAUGUGUUCAUCCAGUGGAGUACGAUGGUGGAAUCGGUUUAUCUUUUGGAUAGUUCAAGUAAUGUUGUGCAAUAGGGCCUGCUGUACUGUCGAUAUCAGGGACGUGAGGAGGAGUGCUCCUCUCAACUCGAACCGAGGAAUGGUUUGGGAUUUGAGCAGAGCUGACUUUUGAUUUCGCGGCGUAACGAUAAAUUGAGGGAAACUGUAACGAUACCGUAUGUCGCGAUCCGCGUUCCGUUGGCCGCGAACAGUUCGUAGUCGGGUUUGUUCGUGUGUCCGCGGAUCUUGCUGCGCGGAUAAACACAAAUGUCAGCACCGGUGUCCACUAAAUACGAGAUUUUCGUUAGUAUAUCUUUAACGAAAAUGCGGCGUGUCUUUAAGCCGUCGGCGUUCGCCGCGUUUACGGAGAGCUGGUCGCGUUUCCCUGUUUCCACUAACUCGGGAAUCGACAUCUUCUCGCACAUUCGCGGAAUACUUCAUGAUAAUAACAGAGGCCGGAAUCUUGCGUCCUUUGUCGCGACCUGGAACGGCUCCGACUUCUUGAUGGCCAGUGCCGACGCGGAGGAUGAUUAAUAUUCAUCGCACUCACCUCGACCCUUAAUUGGUUCAUCUGGUCGUUAAAUGUAUUAAAAAGCGUGAGCCAGGGAGCUUCAGAUGGUUCCGAGUG
Messenger RNA from Bombus huntii, 7689 nucleotides. RefSeq lists its product as uncharacterized. Bases 3820 to 4368 code for a protein of 182 amino acids. The record is from RefSeq and is a predicted model, not a curated record. The transcript is spliced from 3 exons. NCBI's taxonomy places the organism in Eukaryota, Metazoa, Arthropoda, Insecta, Hymenoptera, Apidae.